AAAAUAACCCAAACCGAAGACAAAGAAGAGCGAGUGAAGAAGAUUGGGAUUUGGCAAUGGCAACACAAAGAACUUUUCUUUAAUCUCACGGCAUUAAAAUAGCAAAUAGUAACUCAAGAUUCUUCCUUUUUCUCUCCUUCCUCUGAUUCAUCUUACUCUCUCCCAAAUUUCCAAUUAAUGGAUCCACCUGUUUUUAAGAGAGAGUGAGUGAGCACUGAGGAGAGAGAAACCAUGCUCGCUCAUACUUGCAGUUUGUCAGAUUAGGGUUUUAAUAUCAUUUUCCCACAGACAAAUCUUUCAGUCCACAGAAUUCCCUUCACAUGAGGUGAAAUUUUUUGGUGGAGCGAUUGCUGCUUCAAUUUGCAGAUUAGGGGAAGAUUGAUUCAGACGUUUUAACGUUUGGGAACGAGGGCUCCACGAUCAGGCGGUGGAUAUGAGCUUCUUCACGUGAUUCUUUUGAGUAAUUAAGAAGGGCGAAGGACGGUCUUAAAUUCAUUUGCCGGUGGGUCUUCUCUUAUUUGCUGCCACUUUAAUCCUGAACCAUCUGGGGUUUGUGGGUCGCUGGAAAAAUUGAGAGAAUGGAGCAUCGGGAGAUUUUUGGUCGUGGGUCUUCUCAUGGUCCGGCUGAGGAAGAUGAUGUUGAAGAUUUCCGAAGUUGUUGCGAAGAUCACGAGGUGUGGAAAGAAGCUGAGGAUUUAGUGGAAGAAGGGUCAGAGGAGGAGGAACAUCUUGAUGAGUUUUCAGUUAAAAUGUUCUUUAAGGGCAUUUCAAUAGCUGAGAUUGGUGACCCUGCUUCUGGUCUUUCUGGUAUUGGAGUGUUCAUGGAAAAAUCAGGAAAAGUUCCUUUUAUCCAGGUCCAGAAAAAGCUUGAUUUUUAUGUUGAUGAGUUAGUCGCUGAUUAUUUAGCUCUAAUGGAUGGCCUGGUGGAGGCCAUGCAGAAUGAAAUCCGCUGUAUUCGAGCUUUCACCGACUCUGAUCUUUUAUAUAAUCAGAUAACAAAUGAAGAGGAAUCUGAAAUUCCACUUCUUAUUGCGCUGAAAGAAAGGAUUCUAGAACAUGCUAGCACUUUUGAAGCAUUUUCCUUGAACCUCUCUUCAAGUACUGAUCUUGAGCAGCCAUUCCAUCUUGCCAAAGUGGCUAUUGGGGUUCUUUCUUGUCCACAAAAGGGAGAUAAAUCAGUUGAAAAUUGUUCUAUUUGUUGUGAAAACAAACCAUCUGCUAUGAUGGUUGGGUUGAAAUGCUGUCAUAAAUUUUGCUCUCAUUGUAUGAAGACUUAUGUUGAUGGAAAAGUACAGUCUUCUCAAGUUCCUAUCAGAUGCCCUCAGUUGAGAUGCAAAUAUUACAUCACAAUCAAUGAGUUUAGAUCUUUUCUUCCCCUAACUUUAUAUGAAUCUUUGGAGAAUACCUUAGCAGAAGCAAAUAUUCACUCGGACAGAAUUUACUGCCCUUUUCCGAAUUGCUCUGUCCUGUUAGACCCCAGUGAAUGUUUGUCAGGUAGGGCAAGUUCAUCAAGUCAAUCCGAUAAUAGCUGUAUUGAGUGUCCGGUUUGUCAGAGAUUUAUCUGUGUUUACUGCGGAGUUCCUUGGCAUUCAUCAAUGAGCUGUGAAGAGUUUCAGAACAUUGACACGGAAGAUAUUACAUUACAUCGUCUUGCGCAAAAUAAAAGGUGGAAGCGUUGUCAGCAAUGUCGAAGGAUGAUUGAAUUGACUCAAGGGUGCUACCAUAUGACAUGCUGGUGCGGGCACGAGUUUUGCUAUUCUUGUGGUGCCGAGUACCAAGAUAGCCAGCAGACAUGCCAAUGUGCCUUGUGGGACGAAGAAAACUCCGAGGACUUAGUCACACACUCCAUCCAAGAAUCUGAGCAGUGGGCAUGGGAGACUUUUAAUUCUCUCCCCAUGAUAAUGGACGCGUACUCGGAGCAAGAGCGGUCUCAAUUAGCACUAAUCCAACGAUUCCUUGCUGGGGGAUUCAGUCUGAGUGACCACCAGCCGCAUCAAUCUCCACCACGUUGUACAGACUCUUAUGUCGACACCAUGAAGGAUCUACACCAGCUUCCAUGGCUGGAGAGGUUUGUUUCUGUGAUAAGCGAUAGCUACUACGAAGAUUAUGUACAAUGAUGAAGUCAACUUUUAGGUCUCUUACUCUGAAGUUGAAGAAUAAGAAGGGGAGGAGGUAAAAGAGUUUCUCGCUCUAGUUUUUUCUUCCCUCAUUUACGUAUGGAAAGCCUGGCGUUUCGUCCCCCUUAGUUAAAGCUCUCUUUCUCUAUAUAUUAUUUCACAUUGGAAAAUUAUGAUGAGACCCUGAAAGGUCCUCCUUGCAUUAGAUAAGAAAGAAGGAAAUCUCAUGCAAGAAUGUCAGCUUUCUUUCCUCUUUUCAAAGAAAUGUUUGAGAAAAAGAAAUAGAGAACGAUUUAGUUAUGUCAGUCAAUGAAAAUGAAAAAAAAGUUGUUUUCAUUAUGUUUCAUUUAUGGUGUGCAAUUUCCCAUGCACUGUUUGUGGAUUAUAGUUUAUCAUGUAACUUAUUUCAGAGUCAGGAGAGGAGGUGGGUUUUGUCAUUUUCAUUUCUGUAUGAUUGUGCUGUGCUGAAGUGACAUUAUAUACUAUACUACCUAUGUAUUCUGUU
Molecule: messenger RNA, 2622 nt
Organism: Momordica charantia (bitter melon)
Lineage: Eukaryota; Viridiplantae; Streptophyta; Magnoliopsida; Cucurbitales; Cucurbitaceae
Product: RING/U-box superfamily protein
Biological process (GO): protein ubiquitination
Molecular function (GO): zinc ion binding; nucleic acid binding; RNA-DNA hybrid ribonuclease activity
Source: RefSeq, a predicted model, not a curated record